AUGGUGAGUCUGAGUGAAUGGCUGUCUAGAGAUGGCCUGGUGCUAAAGGACAUUAUCGAGAAGUACUUCGUUUCCCCGACGUUGCUUCGAGUGGUUCGCGUGGCGAAGGUGGGGCGAGUCCUGCGUCUGGUAAAGGGAGCCAAGGGUAUCAGGACGCUCCUCUUCGCCUUAGCCAUGUCCUUGCCCGCGCUCUUCAACAUCUGUCUGCUGCUUUUCCUCGUUAUGUUCAUCUUUGCAAUCUUCGGCAUGUCAUUCUUCAUGAACGUCAAACACACUGGGGCCUUGGACUCUGUUUACAACUUCGAGACGUUCUUCCAGUCUUUCAUUUUGCUGUUCCAAAUGAUGACGUCAGCUGGGUGGGAUGGUGUACUUUCUGGCAUUAUCAAUGAGAGGGACUGCCGGCAGCCUGAUCCGGAGAACGGCGAUCCUGGUAACUGUGGUAGUCAACCCAUUGGUAUCGCUUACCUAAUGGCCUACCUGGUAAUGACCUUCCUCAUCAUUAUCAACAUGUACAUCGCUGUCAUCCUCGAGAAUUACUCCCAGGCAACAGAAGACGUGGAAGAAGGUCUCACAGAGGAUGAUUACGACAUGUACUACGAGAUUUGGCAAGAGUUCGAUCCCAAAGGCACACAGUUUAUAGAAUUUGGCACUCUCUCUGACUUCAUGGAUGUACUGGAAGCUCCCCUCCAGAUUCACAAGCCAAAUAAGUACAAAAUUGUGUCGAUGGACAUCCCUAUUUGCAAAGGAGACCUCGUUUUCUGUGUGGACGUCCUCGAUGCACUAACCAAGGACUUCUUUGCUCGCAAAGGAAAUCCAAUAGAGGACUCUGGCGAUAUGGGUGAAGUAGGACCUCCUGCUGAGAGACCUGGUUAUGAACCAGUGUCCUCAACGCUAUGGCGUCAACGCGAAGAAUAUUGCGCUCGGCUAAUACAACAAGCGUGGCGCAAACACCGCCAGCUCAAGGACCAGUCGUCGCUUUCAGGAACUGGUUCACAAGAAGACUUCAAGCAAGCAGAUACCGCCGUCCUGGUGGAAAGUGAUGGAUAUAUAACAAAAAACGGCCAUAAGGUGGUGAUUCACUCGCGAUCACCAUCGUUGACGUCACGGUCCACAGAUGUGUGA
This is a messenger RNA of Penaeus indicus, 1122 nucleotides long. Its product is annotated as sodium channel protein para-like. Lineage: Eukaryota; Metazoa; Arthropoda; Malacostraca; Decapoda; Penaeidae. The transcript has 2 exons. Gene Ontology annotation, biological process: membrane depolarization during action potential; neuronal action potential; sodium ion transmembrane transport. The record is from RefSeq and is a predicted model, not a curated record. Gene Ontology annotation, cellular component: plasma membrane; voltage-gated sodium channel complex. Gene Ontology annotation, molecular function: calcium ion binding; voltage-gated sodium channel activity. Bases 1 to 1122 code for a protein of 373 amino acids.